AUGUCGCAGACACUCACACUGUACCCAGUCACGGCGUUCACGUUCACAACCAAGGAAGCGCAACCCGAGGAAGAUCCGUCCGUCGCAGCUCGAUUGCAGCGACUGCAGAACAACUAUGAAGAUUUGGGAAUGAGGAGGACCGUCGAGUCGGUGCUGGUGGUGCACGAGCACGGACAUCCACACGUGCUCAUGCUUCAGAUUGCGAAUGCGUUCUUCAAGCUCCCUGGAGACUACCUCAAACCGGGCGAGGAUGAGGUGGAAGGACUGAAGGCAAGAUUGGACGAGAGGCUAGGUCCCGUAGAAAGCGAUCCCAACUCGUUUGGCCCCAACGGUGAAGGUCGCAACAAGGACGAUGGAGAUUGGGAGAUCCAAGACUGUCUCGCUCAGUGGUGGAGACCAAACUUCGAGACGUUUAUGUAUCCUUACGCACCACCACACGUCACCAAACCGAAAGAGUGCAAGAAGCUCUUCCUUGUCACCAUCCCUCCCACCAAAGUGCUCGCAGUACCCAAAAACAUGAAGCUGCUUGCAGUGCCCCUCUUUGAGCUUUACGACAACUCGCAACGCUACGGUCCCCAACUCGCCGCCAUUCCACACCUCCUCUCGAGGUACAACUUCAUCUAUUCUGAUUGA
Molecule: messenger RNA, 633 nt
Organism: Sporisorium graminicola
Lineage: Eukaryota; Fungi; Basidiomycota; Ustilaginomycetes; Ustilaginales; Ustilaginaceae
Exons: 4
Coding region: 1-633 (210 amino acids)
Cellular component (GO): mRNA cleavage factor complex
Molecular function (GO): mRNA binding
Source: RefSeq, a predicted model, not a curated record